Molecule: messenger RNA, 422 nt
Organism: Mus caroli (Ryukyu mouse)
Lineage: Eukaryota; Metazoa; Chordata; Mammalia; Rodentia; Muridae
Source: RefSeq, a predicted model, not a curated record
CAAGCACAGUUGCAGCCACUGAGGGGAGAUGCCAUGUCCUGCACCUUCACAGCCCUGCUCUGUCUUGGACUGACCUUGAGCCUCUGGAGCCCAGUGCUGACAGGGUCCCUCCCUAAGCCUAUCCUCAGAGUACAGCCAGACUCUGUGGUCUCCAGGUGGACUAAGGUGACCUUCUUGUGUGAAGAGACAAUUGGAGCCAAUGAGUACUACCUCUAUAAGGAUGGAAAGCUAUAUAAAACAGUAACAAAGAACAAACAGAAGCCAGCAAACAAGGCUGAAUUCUCAUUCUCAAAUGUAGAGCUGAGUAAUGCAGGGCAAUAUCGAUGUUCCUACAGCACCCAGGAUGAAUCAUCAGGCUACAGUGACCCCCUGGAGCUAGUGGUGACAGGUGAGAGACACACAGGAUCCUAGGCCUCAGGUUA